Molecule: messenger RNA, 735 nt
Organism: Rhododendron vialii
Lineage: Eukaryota; Viridiplantae; Streptophyta; Magnoliopsida; Ericales; Ericaceae
Exons: 3
Coding region: 1-735 (244 amino acids)
Source: RefSeq, a predicted model, not a curated record
AUGACCGUGAAAAUGAAAGAGAAAGUUGCAGGAGCAAGGGUUCGUGGAUCUGGCGGUCAUUGGCGGUUCAGGUGUUGGAGUCGUUGGUGGCAGAUGGGGGCUGUGUUGGGCGGCGGCAUCAUGGUGGCAGCGGCGGUGGCGAUUGGGGCACAUGGUGGCUUUUGGGUCAGCAACAGGGAGGCGGCAGUGAUGGAUCGGCAACAAGGGGGCAGCGAUGUAACGGAGCAAGGCGGCAGCAGUGCAAUGUGGAGGCAACGAGGGUGGUUUCUCAGGCGGCAGCUCUCUCGUCAUGGCAGCAUGGCGGCAGCAUUUCAGCUGCGCACAGCAGCGACAACAGAUCGACUGGCAUGGGAGGGGCUUCUUUGCCGCUUUGGGGCAGCAAUAGGGGCUGGUUCUCAGGGUUCCGAUAGCGGUGAUGGAGCGUCUUCAUUGUUUGGCGGCUGUUUUGGGUGCCUUUGGCAGAUUGGGUGGGUUUUUUCUGGCUGGUUUACGGCUCAGGCAAUGGGGAGAGGAAACCUCUGGAGCAUUUCUUGGGGGCUGUGGACGAAGUUUCAGCUAAGGGUAUUGCUUCCAUUGCUCAAAAGCUUAUUUCUUCCCCCCUUACGAUGGCAUCUCACGGAGACGAUAGUUACCUGUUUCACAAGUUUUGUGACUAGUAUCCUCAGUAUUUUUUGGUGGAACUUUUCCCUAACUCAACGUUUUGAAUCUAAAUUUCAGCUACUCUUAAUUGAAUAA